Teleopsis dalmanni is the source of this 3809-nucleotide messenger RNA. RefSeq names its product WD repeat-containing and planar cell polarity effector protein fritz (gene frtz). NCBI's taxonomy places the organism in Eukaryota, Metazoa, Arthropoda, Insecta, Diptera, Diopsidae. Gene Ontology annotation, cellular component: axonemal basal plate. Gene Ontology annotation, biological process: establishment of protein localization; nervous system development; cilium organization. The record is from RefSeq and is a predicted model, not a curated record. The coding region runs from base 466 to 3615 and encodes 1049 amino acids. Gene Ontology annotation, molecular function: protein binding. The transcript is spliced from 8 exons.
CACUACGUUUGCUCUCUCAAGUCGUGUCAACAGAUAGAACGAUCCGUACAACUUUUUGUUUAUGUUUGUGUAUUUUGCAUUGUUAUUUAAAUUAAAAAUAUUUUAUUGAAUUCCUUUCAUCUUUUGGGUUAAAAAAUUAGCAUAACACGUCAAUUACUAACGGCGAGGAGCAAAAAAAAGUUUCUUCAAUGCGCAGUCGUAACUGCGCCCAAUAACAAAACAGUGUACAAAAAGUUAAUUCAACUCAUGAAAAAUGGACUAAGUGACAGCUUCGUUUGUGACAAUAAAACGUAACUUUAAUUGCGAAAUAAGUGAAAUUUUAGUGAAAAAUUGGUGUUUGUAAGAUAUUUGCAAAAAUUUAAUAAUAUAAAAUAUGCACAGCGAAGAAAAUUGAAACCGUAUACAAACCAAAUAAAAAAGUGCAGGCUUUCUUAGAUUGAAAUUUCUUGAAAACGGUGCUCAGCAAUGCUCACACUGCUCAGUGAAUGCCACUUUUGGACGUUACGUGAUGAGGUGCGCAUCAAACCGACGGACUAUGGUGCAUUUCGCUAUAUGACUAGUCGGGAAUUUCAGCAAAGUGGUGCACAUGACCUAGCGGCCAUAGCUAAACGUGACUACACGGAACGACGCAAUGGCAUUGCCGUGCUAAAGAAUAAUCGCAAAAGCAACGGGAGACUUAAGGAUAACAUUAAGAAAUUAUGCGAAAUGCUGCGUUCGCAACGUAUCGUCUACUCCCAAUGGAAGGAUGCCGCGCAAGUGCUGCUCCUAUUUGCCAAUGGCCUUAUUGCGCAUAUAUGCGUAGACAUUUACACCGGUGAUAUAUUACGUAUGGUCUUUGAAAAGUACUUCGUUGGUAAAUUGGCAGCGGAGGUUAUUACCGAUGCUUUUUUUACGCGUUCACAUAUCGUGCUAGCGUACAAUACGAACCAGUUGACAGUUGUAUAUUUACAGAAGCCAAAUAUGCGUCCACAAGGCCCAGAGAAAAUCUCGAAUAUGGAUCCGCGCAUAUUUCAUGUUAUAAUACCAGGUCCAGGUGAACGUAAACUUUCCCGUCACUUGUCUGUGAACAGUAGUUAUGAUUUGUUUGUGAUAUGGACGAAAUCAUCACAAAAUGAAGUAUACCCUUGGCGGCCGACCAUAAGAGAUCAGGAUCGUGCGAACAUACAUGUAUUCAAACUAAAAGAUGCGCAGCUCGAAUCGAUUUCCUACUGUUGGUCUGAAAAUGAUCCACUUUGUGUUGAUUUUUUACGUUCAUCCGAAAGCCAAAUAUUAACUGUUGAACAAAAGGUAUCGCGUAAGGGAGAGAUUUUUGCAGAAAUUUGCUCUUACGAGAUAACACCAGGGAAAAUGCAAAGAACUGCUCUAACAUCAAUAACAAUGGGCACAGAAAUUUGUUGUUUUGCGUUCAGUCCAGAUCAAGAAAAACUGUUCUUAGGCACUAUAGAUCGUAAUAUAUGUCUGCAUGAUUUGGUGCUGCAAAGUACAAAAUAUGUAGCGCAAAUUGAAAUAAUACCAACUCAGUGUACUUGGCACAGUGACUCCAGUAUUAUCAUGACUGCAAAUGAUCGUGCACAGUUUCAGUGUUUUGAUUUAGCUUUAACACCAAUUGGCAAUCAGUUACAGAGUGAAGAUGUUACGCCAUCCAAUCUGCUUGACUUGUCGCAUUAUUUCACAGUACAACCAACACUUUUGGAAAUAUCUUUUAGUCCAAAACCUGAUUUAGCAAAUUUUACUCAUACUUUUGCACAAACCGAUUGCUUUCUUUUGUUCACAUUUGACAAUGGUCCUAUUGGCUGUUUACGAUUUUUUUCGGGCGCUGGAAUGCGUGGUGAUAUACACAACUCUGGGCUUACGGCAGAUGUUAUUGUUGAUAAGUAUUUAGCCUUAAAUCAGCUUGAAAAGGCAGUUAAUCUCUUAGUGGCACUGAAUUGGGAAACUUAUGGUGCCAUGUGUCUCAUUUCGUUACAUAAAAUUUCGAAUUAUGUAUUUUAUCGAAGCGACGUGAAACGAGCGCGUAUUGAAUUAUUGGCCAAAGCUUUAAAAACCUUUUCCGACACUUUGUCAGAAGAAACAAAAGAUGAGUUCAGCGAUCAAGUUUUUGAUUUAAAAAGGCGUUUCUUCUUUUAUUUAUUAAGGCAAAAUCUGUUUACAGAUGCAUUUGAAGUAGCACAGGAUAUUGAUGAUUAUGAUUUAUUUAUGGAUCUUUUCAAUAUAACGAAACAAAAUACAAAUAUGUCCGAAUUUUCUGCAACAUGCCUUACACAAGCUGCAGUUAUUUUACAUGAAGAAGAUCGUGCUAAUGGAAACUUAAGUAUGAUGGGUGAUUCUCGCUCGGAAUCAGCAUGUUCAUUGUCAACUGUUUCAGAUAUACCAACAACAAUUAACCAUAGCAACAGAACAUUGCAGACACCACAUGCACAUAAUCAACAAAGUAGUGCAUUGCAAAAUUACGUGCCACCAUUACCUUCACUUAAAUCGAAAGUAUUUAGUGCUGAAAUGAUUAAAAUUAAUAUUCCAAAGCCAGAGUUACGUAUUGAUACAACUCAAGAACGUACGCGUCCACCCCCGCCACCUUUACCAAAUAUCAAACAAUUAAAAAUAAAAAGUGCAAGUCAUAUGUCAACAGAUGCCAGCGCCUUAGCUACGCUUGCCAUGAAAAGUGGUAGUAAUAUCAACACACAACAAACAAAAACAAUGCAAACUAAUGGAAGCUCAUUAAGUCUGCUUAAUAAUGAGUGGCAGCAAUUAACUGAUGUUGGCAUACCGAUAUCCAUUGCAACGGCCACUGCAACAAAUUUGUGUAUACCUGCUACAAUAACAGCAAAUAAGCCAUUGCGUGUACCAACUGUUGUUAACACACAGGAGCAAGCAAAUUCAUAUUUACAUUAUGCCAGUACAAGUAAUCCUGAACGUAAUCCUGUGCCAACAUUUACUUUAUAUCAGCAGCAUCAACAACAGCAGCAACAACAUCAACAUCAACAACAACAACAACAACAACAGUUACAACAGCAACAAAUACCAAUGCUGUCUGGACUGCCAACAGCAACAUAUCAACCUAAGUUUUAUCAACAUCCGCUGGUGUCAGGUACAAUACCGCCUACAAUAACAGUAGCGCAUGAUGAACAGCAAAAGCGUUUGCUCACAAGGAAACCAACUGCAUCCAUACUUUCCAAUAGUUCUGUGGCACUAAAUGGGAGCAAUGCUAUCAACACAGCUAUAGCCAGUAACAAUGUUGCUGUACAUAAUGGUAGUGCUACACUCAAAGAUGUUAGUAAGAAUGUCGCUGGUGAAAAAAAUAAAGUAAAAUUCUCCGAUACGGUCCAAGUAGCCGUUGUGCCGGAGAUACCACGUAAAGAGAAACCCCUGCCUCCAAAACGCAAUGGUUAUUCUCGACCACUGUCGCGUAAUUUAACAAAUCCUAAAAAAGAACUUGCUGAUAGUUUACCACUAUGUCAUCCUAAUGAUGACUAUUUAAAGGAUUUCAAUCCCAUAUCCACUGAAGAUGCACCAAGAAUUGUUGCCAAACAACAUUCUAAAGAAGAUCAAACAGCUACCAAAUCACCACCUCCAGCACCUCCGCCAGCUAUUAAAGUAGUACACUUCGGUGUUGUAUAGGCUUUUCUUUUCUAAAUUUCUUAACAACUUUUUAAUUAUUUGUAAUGCUAUAUUUUUGCUUCGGCCAAUGAUUCCCUAAGUUUAGUAUUCAUAUCAUAGUAAGCAAAUUUUUAAAAAACAAAAUAUUUAAUAGUAUACAGUAAUGCUACAAAGUGCUCGAAUCAGUACGUUCUUUGACCAGCUGUAGUAUAUUC